Molecule: messenger RNA, 3095 nt
Organism: Exserohilum turcica Et28A
Lineage: Eukaryota; Fungi; Ascomycota; Dothideomycetes; Pleosporales; Pleosporaceae
Exons: 2
Coding region: 20-3028 (1002 amino acids)
Biological process (GO): phosphatidylinositol dephosphorylation
Molecular function (GO): phosphatidylinositol-4,5-bisphosphate 5-phosphatase activity
Source: RefSeq, a predicted model, not a curated record
CACUCGCUUCGACCCCGUCAUGGCCUCCGGAGCCUCUUCUGUCCGGUUGACGGAGCGCCUGGAUGCCACCAUUCCUGGCGCAUUCGUCGAUGCGCCCACCCCGACGCUAGCCUCUGCCGCUACGCAGCAAACCUCACUGUCGCAGGCCCUUUAUGAUCGCCGCGCCGAGUAUACGCGGCCGCAGACUGUGCGCAUCAAAGUCGGCUGCUGGAACACGGGCGCCCAAAAGGGGACAGAGAACGACAUAGGCAAAUGGUUCAUCAAGGGAAGGGGCGUCGAAGAGGUCAUGGCCGGCUUGGGCGUGUCGGACCCUGGCUACCAUAGCAAAGGCGGCAGGGAGACGAUUGCUGCCCAGGAAGCAAGGCACAGCUCCGACCUGCCCACGGUCCCCCAUCAUGACGGAGGAGCUGUUCCAGGCGGGGAAGAAGUCGAUAUAUACGUCCUCGGCUUGCAGGAGGUUGUCGACAUUACCUCGCCCACGGAAGCACUUAGGCCCUACACGGAUCCUUCUACAGUGAACAGGUGGAAGGCCUCGCUCGAAGCGGCCCUGCCCAAAGGUUACAAGCUUGUCGCAGACCAGCAGCUGAUCGGCUUGUGGCUGGCCAUUUAUGCGUCGCCUGAAAUUUUCCCCCAAAUAAAAAACGUCAGCACUACGAGCGUUGGCACUGGGCUCAUGGGCUACAUGGGCAACAAAGGAGCUGUCACGACGCGUCUGGUUCUAGGCGAGACAACACGCCUUGUCUUCAUCAAUUCGCAUCUUGCAGCUGGCGCUGACAAGGCAUCCUUGGAUCGAAGAAACUGGGACGCUGCUCAAAUUGAAUCGCGCACACGCUUCGAUCCCAUUAUGGAUGGACUGGGCCCGUCCCAAACCAGUGGGGAAGGGCUAGGCGACGAGGAUUUUGCCUUUUGGUUCGGUGAUUUGAACUAUCGCCUCCAGAACAUGCCGGGCGAUGACGUACGCCGUUUGCUCACCAUUCAUACCAAAGACAUGGACGAAACCGAGAGCGAAGGUAGGCCGUCAACGUCCGGUGACUCAGGGUACGCUUCGAAGCGUUCGUCCGAGCAAAUUCACGACGCUAUUCCCGUCCCCGACGAACUGGAUCCAGCGUCGCUUCAAACUACCAUCUCGUCUCUGCUGCCACAUGACGAGUUGCGCCAAAUGAUGAGAGAAGGCAAGGCUUUCCAUGAGGGCUGGGAAGAGGGCCCGAUCAAAUUCUUGCCAUCCUACAAGUACGAUAUUGGCAAGGUUGGCGUCUUUGACUCGAGUGAAAAGCGCCGUUGCCCAAGCUGGUGCGAUCGCAUCAUCUAUCGCACGCGAGCAUCCAAACAGCAGUACGAGGCCAAGGUCAGGGACCGAGAAGCUGCACGUCAAAGAGAAGAGGAAUUAUCAUCAAAGGGAAUGUCUGUUCCAGGGGACUUUGGUGUCAUGUACGAAUAUGACCCAGACACCGACGGCGAGACCUACGAUGAUUACGACGAGAACGAGGCGCCCGAGCCAGAACCGAUAAAAACCAAAGAUGAUUUAUACGCUGAGCUGCUACUCGAGUAUUACACUACACAUAUGCGCGUGCUCAGCUCUGAUCACAAGCCGCUAGAUGCCGUGUUUCGCCUGCAAUAUGAUGCCGUUGUCCCUGAGCUCAAGACUGCUGUGCACGCUGAGGUGGCUCGCGAGAUAGACCGUCAAGAGAACGAAGGCCGGCCCUCCAUCGCCGUAGCAGUGGAACGUGCCACUGGCUCCUCUUCGCCCGACCAGGAAAAUAAAACAGACAGCGCCUUCGAAGGAGUAGACUUUGGCGAGGUCAGAUUCGCAAAGUCUUACCGGCGCAGUGUGACCAUCGCCAACACUGGACGUGUUCCAGCCACGUUCGGGUUUGCAGAUCGCCCAGUAGAUAAGGGCCAGCCUGCCGGACCAUUUCCCGCUUGGCUCAGCGUCACGUUCGACAGGGAGCAGGACAAACCCGACAAGCCAAAGCCGGAUGACAUUCACCAGCGUUUCACUCUCGACCCUGCAGAUGUCCUCAACAUUGAGUUGAAGCUCAAGAUUGAAAACCCGACAUCUGUGCGUGAUCUCAACGAAGGAGAUUCGGUGCUAGAUGAGGUCCUCGUCUUGCGCAUCGACAACGGACGAGACCAUUUCCUGCCCAUUCGUGCCCAUUGGCUACCAUCCACGCUUGCUAGGUCCAUCGACAAGCUGAUCCAAAUCCCCGAAGGCGGUAUCAGAAAGCUACAGAACCAGGUACCUGCCCGUGGCGAGGUAAAAUGGAGCGUGCCUAGGGAAAUUUUCCGGCUGACCGAGUCGAUAGAAGACUUAACGGAGCGUACGCUGGCCGAAUGGGAAAUGACCAAAGGUGAAGGAGAGAGAGCGCCCUGGCAAGGCAACGCAGGAUGGCCCUUCGUAAAAGGACGAAAUAAUGCAGGAGAGGAGAGGGGGGAUGAGCUUGCUGAGCUCUUUGAUGCAUUGGACUGCGACACAUCUUUUGCUGACGCCUUUAACCCUGAGACGCGCAGUGGGGAAAGAGUCGAGAUGCUGGCUGAAGUUCUCCUAAUCUUUCUUUCUAGCCUGACUGACGGCGUCAUCACGGAGAGUAUCUGGGAGAAAUUGGAAGAGGUCCUGGUCCGCCGCGAAAAGUCCAACGCCCCUGCUUCCCCAGACGACGAUAAAAUGGCCAUCCUCGAAAUCCUCGCUUCCGCCCCUAACCACAACGCGACAUUUCUUCUCAUCCUCUCCUUCCUCCAGAACAUUGCAAAUCAGAUUACGGAAGCAUCAAAGCCACGCUCGGAGGACACGAGUUCCAAGCGGGCGAGUGCAGAUAUGAGUCUUCCUUCCAGCCCACAGGCUAAGGUCAGGCGGAAAACACUGAGCAGAGUGCCCGAAGUAGCUAUCCGGCAGCUGAUUGUGCGAAACUUCGCAGUCAUCUGUGCAGACUGUUUGGUAAGAUGGAAAGACGGAAGCAAGGAGAGAGAGAAGGCGGCUCGAAAGGAGAGGAUGGUAGGGAUCCUAGAGUUGUUUCUCAAGAACGCAGAGUAAACUAUUCUCGAACGAUGUGAUUGGCGGCUGUAAAGAGAAACUGGUGCACCGUACGAAUUUCAACAAU